AUGCAGUUCUCCGUCGUCAUCACCGCCAUCCUCUCAGCUGUUGCUGUUCCUGCCGUUCUUGCCGCUGAGACAGACUGCUGCUGGGGCAAGGGCCAGAAGUCUUGCAUGAACCAGAACGGCGAUUCAGUUUGGUGCGCGUCCAACUCGGCCAACUUCUGCUACAACGUCAUGAAGCAGGGCACCAACACUCCUGUGUCGGCCACCUGUGACGCCGACUGCUGUGACACUGUUACUGGCUGGGGUAUUGGAUGCCCCAAAUAG
Molecule: messenger RNA, 261 nt
Organism: Colletotrichum fioriniae
Lineage: Eukaryota; Fungi; Ascomycota; Sordariomycetes; Glomerellales; Glomerellaceae
Source: RefSeq, a predicted model, not a curated record